ACUGGCUGCGCAGCUGAGCCCCCCUAAAAGUGCGGACUCGCUUAGACUUCGCCUUUCCCUUUCUCGUAAUGCUGUUCCCUCGUCAUCGACGUUGACGCUGUAUCCAAUCCUUGAUGAGGACGCGGGGAAAAAGGUUUUAGAUCAGUGGAGAACGCUUCAAGAUGCGGCCGCUGCCCAGGGACAAUCAUUUACAACUACAUGCAGCUUUUCAGUCAUCGCCGAAGCGUCGGUGCAAGCAAUCCGCAAAUUCAAGACGAGGAGGCCCGGGAGCAUGCACCGGUGGGAUUUGGUACACCCAGCUAUUAAGCAGUUUGACGGCGAAAAGCCGCUCAUCUUGGAGAUGUUUAAGGGUGUCCCGGGUGCGCUUAAGUAUGUGGAAGAGGAUCUGAAAGACGACCUUGAGUUCGUUCUUAAGGCGCUCGCAAUAUCCGACAACUGCCUUCAGUAUGCGAGUGAACGGUUGAGAAAUAC
Messenger RNA from Amoebophrya sp. A25, 471 nucleotides. Lineage: Eukaryota; Dinophyceae; Syndiniales; Amoebophryaceae. The record is from the annotation of a GenBank genome assembly.